AUGGCGGCUAACGCUACGACUAACCCGUCGCAGCUGCUUCCUCUAGAGCUUGUGGACAAGUGUAUAGGAUCAAGAAUUCACAUUGUGAUGAAGAGUGAUAAAGAGAUUGUUGGCACACUUCUGGGAUUUGAUGACUUUGUCAAUAUGGUAUUGGAAGAUGUCACUGAAUUUGAAAUCACACCAGAAGGAAGAAGAAUUACUAAAUUAGAUCAAAUUUUGCUAAAUGGAAAUAAUAUAACAAUGCUGGUUCCUGGAGGAGAAGGACCUGAAGUAUGAAUGAAUUUCCUUGACGUAUGCUUAGGUUCUGUUUUCUUUUAUAAUGACAACAAAAUAGAAUUUUUUUUUUUAACCUUUUAAUGUUUGUAUUCUGUGAAGCCAAGUUUCCCGUUAAAGGGAAAUGCUUUGAAGAUGCAUUGUAAAUACCCAUUUUUGUAAGUUAAUCAUGGUUAUACUGGGAAAAGAACAGUUUGUUCUUUGAAGACAGAAAUAAAUGUGUUUUUG
Molecule: messenger RNA, 501 nt
Organism: Budorcas taxicolor (takin)
Lineage: Eukaryota; Metazoa; Chordata; Mammalia; Artiodactyla; Bovidae
Gene: LSM5
Product: LSM5 homolog, U6 small nuclear RNA and mRNA degradation associated
Exons: 5
Coding region: 1-276 (91 amino acids)
Biological process (GO): mRNA splicing, via spliceosome
Cellular component (GO): U6 snRNP; U4/U6 x U5 tri-snRNP complex; Lsm1-7-Pat1 complex
Molecular function (GO): RNA binding
Source: RefSeq, a predicted model, not a curated record